Molecule: messenger RNA, 1158 nt
Organism: Orycteropus afer afer
Lineage: Eukaryota; Metazoa; Chordata; Mammalia; Tubulidentata; Orycteropodidae
Gene: EEIG1
Product: family with sequence similarity 102 member A
Exons: 11
Coding region: 1-1158 (385 amino acids)
Source: RefSeq, a predicted model, not a curated record
AUGGCUUUCUUGAUGAAGAAGAAGAAAUUCAAAUUCCAAACCACUUUUACCCUGGAGGAGCUGACUGCGGUCCCCUUCGUGAAUGGGGUCCUCUUUUGCAAGGUCCGGCUGCUGGAUGGCGGGGAUUUUGUCAGCUUGUCGUCAAGGGAGGAGGUGCAGGAGAACUGUGUGCGAUGGCGGAGGAGGUUCACCUUUGUGUGUAAGAUGAGUGCCAACCCAGCCACCGGCCUGCUGGACCCCUGCAUCUUCCGUGUGUCUGUCCGCAAGGAGCUGAAAGGUGGGAAGGCUUAUUCUAAGCUGGGCUUUGCCGACUUGAACCUGGCUGAGUUUGCAGGCUCAGGCUCCACGGUGCGCUGCUGCCUGCUGGAGGGAUACGACACGAAGAACACCCGCCAGGACAACUCUAUCCUCAAGGUCACUAUUGGUAUGUUCCUGCUGUCUGGAGACCCCUGCUUCAAGACGCCACCGUCCACUGCCAAGUCCAUCUCCAUCCCAGGCCAGGAUUCUUCCCUGCAGCUGACUUGUAAGGGCGGCGGGACCAGCAGCAGCGGCGGCAGCAGCACCACCAACUCCCUCACAGGGUCCCGGCCCAAGGCCCGGCCCACCAUCCUCAGCUCAGGGGUGCCCGAGGAGCCAGACCAGAACCUGUCCAGCCCCGAAGAGGUAUUCCACUCUGGCCAUUCCCGCAACUCCAGCUAUGCCAGCCAGCAGUCCAAGAUCUCUGGCUACAGCACAGAGCACUCGCGCUCCUCCAGCCUCUCUGACCUGACGCACCGCCGUAACACGUCCACUAGCAGCAGUGCCUCCGGCGGCCUCAGCAUGACCGUGGAGGGCACUGAGGGCGGCGAGCGGGAGCACCGGCCCCCUGAGAAGCCGCCACGGCCUCCCCGGCCCCCACAUCUGUCAGACCGCUCGUUUCGGCGGAAGAAGGACUCGGUGGAGAGCCACCCGACUUGGGUCGAUGACACGCGGAUCGAUGCAGACGACAUCGUGGAGAAGAUCAUGCAGAGCCAGGACUUCACAGAUGGCAGUAACACUGAGGACAGCAACCUACGGCUGUUCGUAAGCCGCGAUGGCUCCACCACGCUGAGUGGCAUCCAGCUGGCCAACAGGGUCUCCUCUGGGGUCUACGAGCCAGUCGUGAUCGAGAGCCAUUGA